AUGUCUCAUUCUCUGUCCCCAACGUCGGAGGACGCCCAGCUGAACGCAUCCAGAGACGAUCAAAUUCCUUCGAGAAGCACUUGCUACAUUCCACGGCAAGACAAUACCAAGGACGCAGCAUCUCUCGCCAGCUCCUACGAACAUAUCAUUCCGCCCCACCUGAAGUCUCGGCCGUACGGUAAAUUGAAUCUGCUUCAAGGUCAUGUCAUUUUACGAUCCGUUACCCCUCUCCGACACCCGUUGGGGGAAGCUCCGACCAUUUAUCCUGGCCCAUUGGCUCUGUGCCGCAAGUUGAUUGUUUGCUCCGGCCCUGCAGUCGAAGAAUGCCCCCUGUCCCAACGAGGAUUUGCGCAGGCUUUUAGUCUUCACCGCGGUUUGAAUAAUACACAGGGGUUGGAAUCAUGCCCUUUGGCACAUCAUAUGCUACAGAUACGGGGGUUCAAUACUAGGUAUUUGCCAUAUCAUGCAGAAAUUACAUAUCGAAGACAGACAGCCGCAAACAUUGAGACUGGUCCGCUUGAGGUCAACGAAGCUCCGUUGGUUUUGUAUCACGAUUGGUACACCACCACCGGCACUACGAAUCAGGCGCCGGACGGCCUCAAGGUACGGACUGACAGUUACAACCAUUCCAGACUUGAGUCCUUUCUCGCAGCGCUUAAUCUUAAUGAGUCAUAG
Messenger RNA from Colletotrichum lupini, 675 nucleotides. RefSeq lists its product as uncharacterized. The record is from RefSeq and is a predicted model, not a curated record. NCBI's taxonomy places the organism in Eukaryota, Fungi, Ascomycota, Sordariomycetes, Glomerellales, Glomerellaceae. Bases 1 to 675 code for a protein of 224 amino acids. The transcript is spliced from 4 exons.